Notolabrus celidotus (New Zealand spotty) is the source of this 4650-nucleotide messenger RNA. RefSeq names its product adducin 2 (beta) (gene add2). Gene Ontology annotation, cellular component: plasma membrane; cytoskeleton; postsynaptic density. Lineage: Eukaryota; Metazoa; Chordata; Actinopteri; Labriformes; Labridae. The record is from RefSeq and is a predicted model, not a curated record. Gene Ontology annotation, molecular function: actin filament binding. Gene Ontology annotation, biological process: barbed-end actin filament capping. The coding region runs from base 1604 to 3526 and encodes 640 amino acids. The transcript is spliced from 15 exons.
GUUCGAGCUUUUUUAGACUUAAACUGGGCCUGGAAAACUAAACAACGUUUUGGGAGACAGCGAAAACCACGAGGGCUGUGUGUAUCCUCUUACAACACAAUAACCAAGUGGGGCUGCCAAGACUGAAUCCCCCUGCAGGAGUGGGGGCCCUCUUUAGGUGUCAGACUGUGGACAGGCGUGGCAGUGGGCUGGUCCAGGCGAGCAGAGAGAUGAAACACAUCAGCAGGGUCCAUUGAUUUGGUUUCAGCUGAGGCCCUGAUAUAGUCUGACAAAGGGAACCUGGUUUCGCGUUCCAGCUUUGAUACAUUUGCUGUAAUUAACCACAUCUGCUUAUUCUGAGGGCGGCUGUGGGCUGUGGGUGUGCCGCACCCACGCAGAGGGCACCGUCCUGAGGAUGCACUGAGGGCUAAAAGAGGAAGGGGACUACAUCCUGAGGAUUUUAUGAAACAAAGGCGAGGUGAUGAUGCAUCCUUCAGUGUGACCGUGGAUUAAGUGGAGGAGGAAGCAGAGGCGGUGGGCCGGCAGCCAGAUCUCCAUGUCUCCCCUCAGUCAUUAGGGCCCUCCCUGGAGAGAGAGGCUUUCUGUCUGCUGCUUGUCAGCAGCUGGGCCCCCUCUACCCCCACAGAGAAAGUCAUACUCUCUGUGAACCGAAAUCUGCUGUGAGUAAGAGGAGAGGGCUGCUGCUUCAAAUUUAAAACGUGGAUAGACGGGAGGCUUCCCAGGCAAUUUGUUAAAAACAUCCAACUUGAUAUUUUGAAUAAAGUCAAUCUAAUGUAUUUUGAACAGUUAAACACCAAAGACAUAGAGAAUGAGGAGAUAAGCAGGUUUUCCUUUAAUAUCAUAACACAGUUGUUAUGAUCUGGAGGAGGUUUGACAGUGAAACAAUGUCAUGCAAAUCAGGGAAUCAUUAAAAAGCUUAGUCAAUACAGGAGCAAAUGGCAGAUGAACUUAGAUAUCUAAUGUAAUGUCUCACUAAUUGUGUGUGCAGAAAGCUUAACGGGAUAAAGUGCAGUUUAUCCAGAAACUCCAUUAAAGGUUUAGUCAUCUGUCAGCUUUUCUCACAUGCAGAGCUAGGAAAUGAGAAAUUCAUUUACAUAUGAUGCAAUGCUUUCUCUGUUGGGAGUAGAUGUGAUAUGAGAUGCUCUAAUAGUAAUGUUGCAGUGAUGAAACUAAGAAAGUAAGAAAGUAAGCGAGCCAGUUGGGGAGAUGUAGUAUAGGAGAGAGGGUGUGGUGCAUUUGGGACCUUAUCUGCUCCCUGCAGCCCUGUAUGUGUGUGUGUGUGUGUGUGUGUGUGUGUGUGUGUGUGUGUGUGUGUGUGUGUGUGUGUGUGUGUAACUGGGGGUGGGGCGAGUGCUCCGUUCAGAAGAUCCUUACGGUAACUCUUUACUCUUUCUCCAAUUACUGCGCUGUGCACAAGCUUGUGUAUCACAAGCUAACUUCCUGUCUGUGGCUCUGAUGCUUCUGCCUGCAUGUGAGCUCUUACUGCUAAUGCUCCAUUUACUUCAGCUCUGCAUUUCCACCAGCCAGUGCCCUGAGGGAUGCAGCAUCCUUAAUGUGAGGCUCUCCCCGUCCAUCCUUGGUUGUAAGUCACAAAAAGUAGAAGAUGAGUAAGUCCCCGACCCCCAAAAGCACCCCGGUGCAGCGCAGCCCCAGUGAUGGGGUCCCUGAGAGCCUCCCGUCCCCUCAGCACUCCACACCUGGCUCUGGACCUCAGCACAAGAAACGCAUCUCCAGCCUCCUCCAGAGUCCGUCGUUCAGGGAGGAGCUGGAUGUGCUGAUCCAGGAGCAGAUGAAGAAGGGUGGCAGUUCAUCCAACCUCUGGGCACUGAGACAGCUGGCUGAUUUCAUGGCCUCACAUGGCUCUCCAGCCGCCCUGCCAGUCUCCCCCUCCAACAUGAUGAUGGUAACACCCAUCAACGACCUUCACGGCUGGGAGCCUGGCAGCAUGGUGAAGGGGGAGAGGUUGAUGCGCUGCAAGCUGGCCAGCACCCAUCGCCUGUUCGACCUCUUCGGCUGGGUGCAGAUCAGCCGCACAUGUCUCACUCUGCGUGUGAGCAAAGAGCAGGAACACUUCCUGGUGCUUCCAGAUGGACUGGCCUAUAGUGAGGUGACAGGAUCCAGUCUGGUGAAGGUGAACAUCCUGGGUGAGGUGGUGGAGAAGGGCAGCACCAACCUCGGCGUGGACACAGAGAAAUUCAGCCUACACUCGGCCAUCUACUCUGCACGGCCUGAUGUCCGCUGCCUGCUGCACCUCCACACACCGUCCACGGCUGCGGUUUCAGCCAUGAAGUGCGGCCUCCUGCCUCUCUCCCAUGAGGCUCUGCUGGUUGGUGAUGUGGCUUAUUACGACUACAAUGGAGUCAUGGAGGAAGAGGAGGAUAGGGUGGAGCUGCAGAAAAGCCUGGGGCCAACCUGUAAGGUGCUGGUGCUGAGGAAUCAUGGCAUUGUGGCUCUUGGGGAGUCCAUGGAGGAGGCCUUCUACACCAUCUAUCACAUCCAGGCUGCUUGCCAGAUCCAGGUGACAGCUUUGUGCUCUGCCGGUGGAGAGCAGAACCUGAUCAUGCUGGACCGAACCAUUCAUAAACCUAACAUCGCUGGCACCGUGGGCUGGGCUGGCUCCACAUUUGGACCUCUUCACAAGAGCCGUGUCGGCGAGCACGAGUUCGAAGCUCUCAUGAGGACUCUGGAUAACUUGGGCUACCGUACAGGCUACGCCUACCGUUUCCCUGUGCUGCUGGAGCGAACGCGGACAAGGAGGGAGGUGGAGGUGCCCGCGACCGCCACCACUUUUUACCAGUUUGAUGAUGAUGGCGUCCACCCCGCUCUGAGGCAGCACCCGUUUGCUCAGCGUCAGCAGCAGGAGAGGACCCGAUGGCUCAACACCCCAAACGCCUACCAAAAAGUCAACCAGGAGCAGGCCAGCCCGGGACACCAGCGCACCACUUGGUUAAAGGCAGAGGAGAUGACCCAAGCUGGCACAGCCAUCAAGAUUGAGAAUCCAAACCAGUUUGUGCCUCUUUUUACCAACCCUCGAGAGGUUAUUGAAACACGGAACAAGAUCCGACAGCAAAAUCGUCAGGACAUGAAGACCGCCGGACCACAGUCUCAAGUCCUCGCUAGCGUAACAGUUGACGGGCCUCCGUCUCCAGUCAGCCCACCUAAACUCCCACCAGAGCCAGAGCCUCCCAACCCCUUUAACCAGCUGACAGACCAGGAGCUGGACGAGUACCGCAAGGAGGUGCAGAGGAAACAGGAUGGAGGGACCGAUGAAGAGGCAAAGCCUGAAUCUCCAGCCAUAGAAAACGGAGGUGAGGAGGAGAAGCAGACGACAGAGGAGCUGGAGAAAGGGAUGAAGGCUCUCUCAACCAACGACACCUCCACCACGCCUGCUGCUCCGCCCGCUAAACCGCAAGGUGUCACCCCUGAGGGCUCUCCUUCCAAGUCCCCGUCCAAGAAGAAAAAGAAGUUCAAGCCGCCGUCGUUCCUGAAAAAGAGCAAGAAGCAGAAGGAGAAAGCAGAGACCUGAGGAGCUCAGACGACAUGGACCUCGGUGAAAUACAGCUGAGCGACAUUUUCAGUGUGUGACAGAUGACUCGACCACAUCAGAUCUAUUCAAACACAGUCACUUCAGACGGCACUUACAGACACGGUGUUCCAAAACAACAACAAAUACUUUAACAGAAGUGCUUGCUAACUAUGUACAUCUGUGUGGUGAUUUAUCUUCAGCAGGUUUAAACACUGAUAACUGCUUUCACAUAUUAUUUCAUCGAGGUCUGAGACAACAUUUUGACACACUACGUCUUGUCACACAAACAAACACAGUCCCUGUACUACUCACUUCUUCUUUUCACCUGCUGUGCUCAAACCAUUAUCUAACUACACUGUUUACGCAGUCAGACAUCUUCCUUUCUAACACUGGGGCUGCUGGCGUGAUCCUGUGCACUCGCCCCUCACAGUUUAUUUAAACCUUUUUUUUAUAUCCACAUCUUUGCAAGACACAGUCAGAACGGGCAUCUCUUUGAAUUAUGCACCCUUUCUCCAUGUGUAGACACUUACCACAUGUAUAUUUACAUUUGAGUAUGUUGCAUUUGUUGAUCAUCUUAGGCAUCCUCUUGUCAUGAUUUGGUUCUAUUUAUCAGAUAGGUGUUGCAGGUAUGCUACGUGAGCACAGGUGUAGUACAUGUAGAAAUAUACUGAUAGCUACUGAUUGUGCUGCUCUGAUGCUGGUUUUGUGUUAAACUAGUCCACCAACAUAACUACUACAGCAGGGAUGAACAAUGAAAGCGAGAGCGGAGAAAAUAAACUGGCUUGCAACAAAACCCAAUCCGCCAUAAGAACCACCACGACUCCAAACGAAAAGAUGAAGCGUAAAGAGUUUGUUGCUUGCCGAUGCAGUCUUAACAACAGUAACAGAAAAUACUGAAGGUACGAAACAUUCCACUUUCCCAUUUUCUUUUAAAUGUAUGUGUGCAAGAUACCUCUGUACUGUUGUAACUUUCUUUCUGUUUGAAGUAGCUGUUAGCAAAACUGCUGAUGUGCGAUGUUUGCUCAUUGUUUUUAUUUAUUUUAUAUUAGGAUGUAUAAGUGUGUGUUGCAAGGUUACCAUGUAUCUGUCAUUAAAGAUCAACUUUGAUUUGAACCAGCUCGACA